AUGAUGAAUCCACCGCCGUUUCAGAUUGUGAACCAUGCUCCGUUAUUAGGUCAGUCUCAUGCUAUGAUGAAAAAUCAGCCUCCAAUGAUGAAUGUUCCAAACUUUAGCCCUAACCCUAAUUUGAUAAACCCUACUAACUAUUCUCACAAUUGGGAAGGUAAGAAGAUGGAUCCAGUCAGGAGAAUGCGUAAUUCUGGUGAUAACAGAGUGAACAAGCCUAGGGCUUUGAACGAGUUUCAGUCUCAAAACAGGAAGUUUUAUGCGAAGAAGAAGUAUGCUAAUAGAUAUGUUCCUUAUGCUCCAAGGAACACAACUUCGUUUAUUAUCCGAGCGAAGAAAUCUGGUGGCAUUACUGAUUUAGUGUCUCCAUGUCCCGUGACACCAUCGGUGUUGCCUACUCCGACAUUCUCUCCAUCCAGAGAGGUUUUAGGCGAUAUGGCGAAGGAAGAUGGGGAGUUGAUGGGUAUGGAUCAAUGA
Messenger RNA from Microthlaspi erraticum, 477 nucleotides. NCBI's taxonomy places the organism in Eukaryota, Viridiplantae, Streptophyta, Magnoliopsida, Brassicales, Brassicaceae. The record is from the annotation of a GenBank genome assembly.